UUUAAGCAGAACGUUUGGCUUGGGGUAACAGGCAUUCUCUUCUCAAAUUUUACAAUGAAGGUUAUUCUCUGUCUAGCUGUUCUCGUUUUUGCCCAGUCUUUGGGACAAGUUCUUCUCCCAUAUGAGAGGAACUGGGCCAAGAUUGAGGAAAAAUGGGCCAAUCCAAGCGUUCCCCGCGAGGCCCGCCGUGCGGAAGAAAUCCCAUUGAGGAACAAGGCUACCAGGGAAACCAAGGACUUCCGCGCUGUUUGCGGAACCCCAAAUGCCGCCCGCAUCAUCAACGGAGCUGAGGCUACUCCUCAUGAAUUCCCAUGGGUUACUGCUCUAUUCAUCUCCGGUGGAUCUUUCUGUACUGCUGCACUCAUCUCUGACCAAUGGGUUUUGACUGCCGCUCAUUGCGCUGAUGGUGCUCUCUACUUUGAUGUCUACUUGGGAGCCCACAAUGUCCGAAUCACUGAACCCGAACGUCUUGAGAUCCGCGCCAACGAGAAAUACAUCCACCCCGACUGGAACUCUAACACUUUGAACGGAGAUGUUGCUCUCAUCAAGCUCCCAGCUCCAGUUGACAUUAGCGGAAACAAUAUCCGUCCCAUCUGCCUCCAAGACCCAACUGACACCAACCUCUACGUUGACGCUGAAGCCCACAUUGCCGGAUGGGGAAAGACUGCCGAUGGUCCCGGUGGAAUCAGCCCGACUUUGCAGAAAUCUACCGUCACCGUUAUCAGCAACGCAGAAUGCCAAAACACCUACGGCCUCAUCAUCAGGCCAAGCACCAUUUGCACAUCUUUCACUGCCACCAACUCUGGCACUUGCAACGGAGACAGCGGCUCUGCUAUGAGCGUCAUUAACAGCAACGGACAAUACACCCAGAUCGGUGUCACCUCCUUUGUUUCCUCUGCUGGAUGCGAAUCCGGAAACCCCGACGGAUAUGCUCGCGUUUCCAGCUACCUGUCCUGGAUCAGCAGCAUCACCGGCUUGGUUCUGUAAACACAUCUUUAGGACGAUUCAUUUCAACUACUUGUUUGAACUGAUAAAUGCAAUCCAUGUAAUUGACGAAAAAACAAAAAGUAAUAAUAAAAGAUUUUAUUGGCA
Molecule: messenger RNA, 1092 nt
Organism: Daphnia carinata
Lineage: Eukaryota; Metazoa; Arthropoda; Branchiopoda; Diplostraca; Daphniidae
Product: brachyurin-like
Exons: 11
Coding region: 55-987 (310 amino acids)
Biological process (GO): proteolysis
Molecular function (GO): serine-type endopeptidase activity
Source: RefSeq, a predicted model, not a curated record